GCUCGCAGCACGACACCGCGGUGUGUGCAAGCGGAACGCCGCCCUGUCCUUGAUCCUUUUGGCUGAGAUUGGGAGGGCAGAGGAAGCAGGAAGGUGGGAUUUGUUUCAAAAGGGUGCGGGAAGGGGACGCUCCAUACCGCCUCGCCUCUUAGUGUCCCCAGUCCCAUCACCCGACGUGUACGGGGACGGCCGACACGCUCACCCCACACCUCGCCGGCUGGGGCGGGAUCUGGGCGGCGGCUGCGGCCUGGCGCGCGCUCCGCAUCUCCUUCCUCGGGAGGCUGGGCGGGACUCCAGCGAGGGGGCGGGCCCCGCGAGCGCCCGCCCCUUUUCUCUCCCCGCCUCCUUCCCGCUCCGCGUCCCGCCCAGCGGCGCAGGGGGCCGGGCUCCGGCUAGGAGGGUGGGGGCCGCGCCGGUGACAGCCGGUCCCCGCCCCUGCUGCCCGCCACGUCCCUCACGUACCACUCGGCAGAGGCGCGGGGAAACCUGGCGCACUGGCUGUGGCUUCUCUAGCGGGACUCGGCAUGAGGCUGGCGCGGCUGCUUCGCGGAGCCGCCUUUGCCGGCCCGGGCCCGGGGCUGCGCGCCGCCGGCUCCAGCCGCAGCUUCAGCUCGGACUCGGGCUCCAGCCCGGCGUCCGAGCGCGGCGUUCCGGGCCAGGUGGACUUCUACGCGCGCUUCUCGCCGUCCCCGCUCUCCAUGAAGCAGUUCCUGGACUUCGGAUCAGUGAAUGCUUGUGAAAAGACCUCAUUUAUGUUUCUGCGGCAAGAGUUGCCUGUCAGACUGGCAAAUAUAAUGAAAGAAAUAAGUCUCCUUCCAGAUAAUCUUCUCAGGACACCAUCCGUUCAAUUGGUACAAAGCUGGUAUAUCCAGAGUCUUCAGGAGCUUCUUGAUUUUAAGGACAAAAGUGCUGAGGAUGCUAAAGCUAUUUAUGAAAGGCCUAGAAGAACAUGGUUGCAGGUCUCUAGUUUAUGCUGUAUGGCCUGCAAGAUGAUCUUUACAGAUACUGUGAUACGGAUCAGAAACCGACACAAUGAUGUCAUUCCCACAAUGGCCCAGGGUGUGAUUGAAUACAAGGAGAGCUUUGGGGUGGAUCCUGUCACCAGCCAGAAUGUUCAGUACUUUUUGGAUCGAUUCUACAUGAGUCGCAUUUCAAUUAGAAUGUUACUCAAUCAGCACUCUUUAUUGUUUGGUGGAAAAGGCAAAGGAAGUCCAUCUCAUCGAAAACACAUUGGAAGCAUAAAUCCAAACUGCAAUGUAGUUGAAGUUAUUAAAGAUGGCUAUGAAAAUGCUAGGCGUCUGUGUGAUUUGUAUUAUAUUAACUCUCCCGAACUAGAACUUGAAGAACUAAAUGCAAAAUCACCAGGACAGCCAAUACAAGUGGUUUAUGUACCAUCCCAUCUCUAUCACAUGGUGUUUGAACUUUUCAAGAAUGCAAUGAGAGCCACUAUGGAACACCAUGCCAACAGAGGUGUUUACCCCCCUAUUCAAGUUCAUGUUACGCUGGGUAAUGAGGAUUUGACUGUGAAGAUGAGUGACCGAGGAGGUGGCGUUCCUUUGAGGAAAAUUGACAGACUUUUCAACUACAUGUAUUCAACUGCACCAAGACCUCGUGUUGAGACCUCCCGCGCGGUGCCUCUGGCUGGUUUUGGUUAUGGAUUGCCCAUAUCACGUCUUUACGCACAAUACUUCCAAGGAGACCUGAAGCUGUAUUCCCUAGAGGGUUACGGGACAGAUGCAGUUAUCUACAUUAAGGUUUUUCUUUUUCAGGCUCUGUCAACAGACUCAAUAGAAAGACUCCCAGUGUAUAACAAAGCUGCCUGGAAGCAUUACAACACCAACCACGAGGCUGAUGACUGGUGCGUCCCCAGCAGAGAACCCAAAGACAUGACGACGUUCCGCAGUGCCUAGACACACGUGGGACAUCGGAAAAUCCAAAUGUGGCUUUUGUAUUAAAUUUGGAAGGUAUGGUGUUCAGAACUAUAUUAUACCAAGUACUUUAUUUAUCGUUUUCACAAAACUAUUUGAGUAGAAUAAAUGGAAACUGAAUUCCAUUUGUGCCCGUUAAACCUCCUAAAGGAUGAAAUUGCACCUAUUUUACACUUACAUUUUCACAGUUAAUUGAACAUAUUUUUAAACAACUGUAGUUUUGGGCAACUUUUCACUUUGUGGUAGACUUCAGAAGUGUGGAAAUCUUCGGGUUUCUAUAGGAAACUAGUUUUUUUUUUUUUAAGAAAUACUUUCAUUUAUGUUUGCUAGAAACAUUUUCUAAAUGAUAGUGAUUAGCUGGUUCGCCAUCUUCCUGUUAUUUGGAGGAGUUCUGCCAUCUUUUAUUCGGUAGUGACAGCUGUAAUAUGGUCUUCAUGUUUAUCAGUGACUUGACUACAAGUAAAGCAGAAAACAGUUGCCCUGUAAUCACAGAACCAGCCACCCUUCGGCGUCUACAUGCAUUGUCUUAGCUCUGAGGUUAAUUUAUCAUUUUUAAAUUUUAUUGUAAAGAAGUGUAAUGACUAGCUCUCUGUGGAUCUAUGCCAAAAUCAUGGGCCAUCUGUUCUAAGUGUACUUCUGAUUAAUGCAAGGGGAAAUUUUUAUACUGAAAACAAACAAACAAACUAGCAGCUACUAAAAUAGAGAAGAAAUUGAGGGCAAAGUAAUAUGUCUCCAAAACUGAACUGAUUGCUUGUUGAGAUUACCUAGAAAGCUUUUGGAAAAAAAUAGAGCUUUUCUGCAUCCUACUCCAGAUACACUGAAUCAGAAUCCCUAGGGCUAGAGCCUAGAAAUCUCACUUUUUAAAAUGCUUCCAAGGUAAGUCUGAUGCCUACCCUAGGUUGGGAACCACUCUUUCAAAGUAAACAGUGAUGACACAGCAUUUGCUAAAGUAACAUCUGUAGGUUUUGGUUUCCACCUAUUUAAAGUCAGAUUUAUAGACUCAAGGAGACAGAAACUGAAUCCCACACCUGGUGCAAUUAGAAGCAUAAUUAGAAGCAGAAGAACAAAAUGCCACGUAACCAAAGCAUCAGAGCCAUCAUUGCACAUGUCUUUUUUUCUUUUUUCUUUUUUUUUUCCAAGACAGGGUCUCGCUCUUUUGCCCAGGAUGGAGUACAGUGGCAUGGUCAAGGCUCACUGCAGCUUCAAUCUUCUGGGCUCAAGUAAUCCUUCCACCUCAGCCUCCCAUAUAGCUGGAACUACAGUUGUGCACUACCACACCCGGCUAAUUUUUUGAUUUCUUGUGGAGAUGAGGUCUCAGUAUGUUCCCAGGCUAGUGUUGAACUCCUGAGCUCAAGAAAUCCUCCUGCCUGAGUCUCUGAAAGUGCUGGGAUUACAGGCGUGAGCCACCACACAUGGCCUAUUGCACAAGUCUUGACAAACAACAUAUAUUUUCUAAAACUAUCCAGAUUUCAUUAUCAGGGAAAAGUUUGCUUAGGUUUAUUACAGCAGUCCUUUGCAUUUGUAUGGUAAUUUGUACUUUACAAAUACUUUGAUAUAUUAUAACUCUACUGGUCUUUGAAAUAAAGCGAUACAGUGUAGGUGGUAUCAUUCUCUUUCUCACUCAGUGUGGCCCAGAGUUGCUCAGAAUUGGAGCAGAGCCUGAGACGUAUCUGCAGAUCCUGUCAUCAGCUGGCAAGUCCAGGAGACUGUGUCAUUUAGAGACUGUGUUGUUAGUUAUCCCUCAACAUCUUCUAAGGUGGCAGGAAAUAAUAUUGGAAAUAACAUUUUAAAGUAAAAAUUUUAAAGUUUAAAGAAGAGUUUUGCCACUUAAACAGGGGAGCUUUGUCUGGAAAAUACAUUGAGUUGAAACACUUCAUCCUUGGAAGGAUUAUAUAAGAUGAACAGUUGUGAUAAAUGUGUAGAUUAGAGGGAUGUGAAUGGGCAGUUAGUCCAGUGCCCUCAUUUAAGAGGCCAAGAUCCUGAUUCAGAGGAGACAUCCUUUGCCCAGAGCUGCUUAGCUAAUCUGACCAAAUGUUGGGGAAAAUGUCUCACCUAACCCACUAUUCCUUAAUUAUGGAUUUUGUGAAAAACAAUAGAACAUGUUAAUGAGUAAUUUAUAUUAGUUCGAUGUAUUACAAUUUUUUAGCUUUAAAUUACAGUUUUCUUAUAAUGUUGAAAUGUUUUAGAAUCCUUUGAAUCUAAGUAUUUGUUUCCUAAAUGAAACAUUUGUACAACAUUUGAUGUUUUUACUUAUGAAAUAUUCUCCUCCCCCAAGAAAAUUUAAACUUUUUCUCUCUAUUUAAAAGCUAAGAAAUGUUUUAAAGGAAAAAUGAAAUUAUCUUCCUUUAGCUUAUUUUUAAGGUAAAACAGCUUUUUACUCUGUUAUUGUGGUAAUGGACAGAAUAUUACAUACAAAAAUAUUCUGGGAGAGCUUUUUCCUAGUUGGUUUUAAAUCAUUGUGCUACCUGAAAGGUUUUUAGAUUUUAUAGGAGCUAAUUUGUCCACCAGCAUUAAUGUAACACAGUGUAGUUAUGAAAAUAUAUUGAAGGACAGGAAGUGGACACGAAGUGAUUUUUGUAACCUGAGCAGUUAAUGAAUGUGCCAACAUUUUCUAGGAAGGGACAGCAAGAAUAUUCUGCUCUGUAGUUAAAAUACUGGCUGGCUUUUGAUGUCUUCAUGCUUAAUUAUGAUCACUUUCUUGCACUGUGAUGUUUUUACGUGAAUAUGUUGAAGUAGAAGUCUACCAUAUUAUUUUAUACAAUGUUUUCUGUAUGGCAAUAAACUGAAAACAUGGAUCAACCCUUCUUUUGAAAAUAAACUGAGUCAAUUUAGCCUUUUAAAAA
Pan troglodytes (chimpanzee) is the source of this 4771-nucleotide messenger RNA. It is a transcript of the gene PDK1, whose product is annotated as pyruvate dehydrogenase kinase 1. Bases 525 to 1910 code for a protein of 461 amino acids. Gene Ontology annotation, cellular component: mitochondrion. The transcript is spliced from 12 exons. Gene Ontology annotation, molecular function: pyruvate dehydrogenase (acetyl-transferring) kinase activity. NCBI's taxonomy places the organism in Eukaryota, Metazoa, Chordata, Mammalia, Primates, Hominidae. The record is from RefSeq and is a predicted model, not a curated record. Gene Ontology annotation, biological process: regulation of glucose metabolic process; protein phosphorylation.